Molecule: messenger RNA, 1290 nt
Organism: Beauveria bassiana ARSEF 2860
Lineage: Eukaryota; Fungi; Ascomycota; Sordariomycetes; Hypocreales; Cordycipitaceae
Exons: 2
Coding region: 1-1290 (429 amino acids)
Source: RefSeq, a predicted model, not a curated record
AUGGCCGUCGCCGUCGCCCACGCCCUCAUGCGCACCACACGCGGACGUCCAACCGAUACACCGGCGUCUCCAUCUCCUCCUCCUCCUCCUCCGUCCUCCUCUCCGCCUUCUCUCUCCGAUGGCCUCGUCUUUGAAGCCCACCAAGACACCGAAAUCGCCUCCUCCUCCUCCUCCAAUUCCACCACCACUCAACCACUUCCACCUCCCGACACGCCCCUCUCCAUCGCCACCGCCCUCGUCGGCCUCGUCGCCGCCUCACACCACACUUUUCACGACAUUCUCGACCUCCCCCUCGCGCCGCGCUCCCGCACCGCUUCCUUGCAGACGCUCCGCCGCGCCGUCCAGUCCCUCAAGCUGACGGCGCCCCUCGCCCUCAAGUGGCUGCGCCGCGUCGAGUCCGCGCCCGACUUGCUCCCGACCGGCGACAAUCGCCCCGCGCUCGUCGACGUCGAUGCGCUGAUUGUCAUUGUCAGCGAGGCUGUCGACGCCGUGUCUGCCGCGGGGCAGGUACUGGUGGCGGUGGUGCGUGAGGCGGCAACGACGACGACGACGACGGAGGGGGACUUGCCGACGCGAUUAUCGGACGCGGUGCCCGGGUACACGCCCGAGAUUGUGGCCGUCAGCGAGCGCAUCCAACAGGUGGAACAUCUACUCUCUAAGCUCCUAACCAUUCUGCAAAUAAGAUCCCCCGCCGAAGCCGCCCGCACCCGCGCCGCCAUCGACGCCUCCCUUGCCCUCAUCAUGGGCUCCAACCCCGCCCUCGCCGCCUCCGUCCGCCUCAUGCCCGACUCCUUUGGCGCCCUCGCCGCCUUUCCCACCUCCCUCCUCGACCGCGCCCCGCCUUCCUACAGCCUGCCCCCCCCGACUACUACGCACAUCCCCGAAGAAGCGCUGCCCGACUACGCCGCCGCCGCCGCGUCCACCGACGGCUCCGUCGCGAUCCGCCCCGGCGGCUGGUCCGUCUUUGCGCCGCUUACCCUGGCGGACCUCGCCGCGCUGUCGCGCGUCCCGCUGCCGCUGCGCGCGGCGGAUUUGGUGUACGGGCGGUUUUAUACGGACGAGUUUGCGGCGGGCGUCGGCGCGCAAGUCUGCGAGCUGAUGGAGAGGCCCGGGUGGGCGGCCAAGGCAAAACAGUUGGCGGUCAUUCUCGGGUCCCGGACAGAGACCGUGGCGCUGACACACGAGGAGAAUUUCGCCCGCACGGUGGCCCUGGAGUCGGAGCAGAGCACGACGACAGAUGGGCGCCCGGGGUCGCGGCCGCGGCCCAAUAUCAUCAUUGGAGGAUCGUGA